Messenger RNA from Talaromyces amestolkiae, 1359 nucleotides. RefSeq lists its product as uncharacterized. The record is from RefSeq and is a predicted model, not a curated record. The transcript has 3 exons. The coding region runs from base 1 to 1359 and encodes 452 amino acids. Gene Ontology annotation, molecular function: DNA binding; zinc ion binding. Lineage: Eukaryota; Fungi; Ascomycota; Eurotiomycetes; Eurotiales; Trichocomaceae. Gene Ontology annotation, biological process: DNA-templated transcription.
AUGCAGCUUGCGAUCUAUUGGAUAUCUUCUUCGCAGAACCUGACUGUUAUCCGUGCUUCGAUCACAGUCCCUUUGCUCGCGGCAAUGCUCUGGUGUGUGGCUCAGACAGCUGGUGACCGGCAAUUCUAUUUGCCUGGAUCCCGCGAGCGGGUGGCUCAUCGUCUCUAUCGUCUAACCAUAUCGUUGUUACGAGAGCGAGAUAUGGACAACUGGCAUCGUGUGCAUGGUGGCUGGGAACUAGAAGACAACUAUCUCGACACGGACUGUAGCAACAGACCGCGACGAAUCUUUAGCACCGGGCCGACCCCUACAGUGGACGAUGUGUUAGCCUUUGUUCUUCUGGCUGUUGUCAUCUCCGGCGGCGAGUUCAAGUCAGAUUGUAUAAAAUGGUGGAACAAAGCAGUAGGCCUGGUCAAGCAUCUUAAUCUUCACAAAGAGCCAUCGAUAUCAGACAAUACUGCACUUCACUUCGACACUGACCAGUCUAUCAUUAGAAAAUUGACCGAAAAGCAUGAAGAACAGCGGCGAACCUUCUGGCUAGUCUACCUAUUGGACAGACAUCUGGCCUUGUCACACAACCGGUCUUUGCACAUCUUGGACGCCGAAUGUGAAGUUUUCAGUCCCCUACCAGAACAUAUUUGGCAGAAACUGGAUAUUUUCGCUCUGGAAUCGCUACCACGACGCUCCUAUGGGCCGCCUACUAUGAUUACUGGGGUAGGCUUGUUUGAAUAUCUACUCCCAAUCAUGGCCAUCCUCGGCGAUAUUAUUGACUUUCGGUUUUGGCGCCAUCAUCCACGACUGAAAUGCGACGAAGAGACUACUUUAAAAGCCAUCAAGCUUGCUCUUGACCGUUGCGAUUGUAGCCUUACAAGAUUCUCCAAAUCACUUAAGUCAUUGGAGGACCCUUCUUCUAUCACCGCUUCAUUCCCUUCACAGACCAAUCGAGCAGACUUGGUUGUCGCGUAUGCGAGAUAUAUAAUCAAGGUCUUGUAUGUUCUACUCUAUGGGAACUGGGACGCUAUCUCCAUGCUUCAAGAUAGUGGCGACUGGAUAUUAUCACCUGCGUUCUCUGAGUGCGCCUCAAAUUCCAUUGCCGCAGCCGAGGCAAUAGCCAAUAUCCUAAACCUUGACCCUGAGCUGUCAUUUAUGUCCUACUUAUUGGGUAUUUAUCUCUUUCACGGUAGCUUUAUUCUACUACUGUUUGCGGAGCGAAUGCCUCAGAUUGGCCACAAUCCCUCGGUGGAGCAUGCUUGCGAGGUUAUUAUUCGAGCGCAUGAGAUCUCGAUCGUCACCCUGAGCACGGAUUUUCAGGUAAAUACCUUCUUUCAUCCAGUUUUCAAGUAUCUGACAGAUUUCUAG